This is a messenger RNA of Botrytis sinoallii, 1503 nucleotides long. RefSeq lists its product as uncharacterized. The coding region runs from base 1 to 1503 and encodes 500 amino acids. Lineage: Eukaryota; Fungi; Ascomycota; Leotiomycetes; Helotiales; Sclerotiniaceae. The record is from RefSeq and is a predicted model, not a curated record. The transcript is spliced from 5 exons. Gene Ontology annotation, molecular function: protein binding.
AUGGACACCUCCUCACAAAAUGAAUCUCAACGUCAAGAUAUUGUAUCCCCAGGCUAUUUGAUGGCCAGUCCGGUUGAAGACAGAGGAAGCAUUGAAAGCACUGGUUGUGGGAUGGCUACUGCAGCUAUCCCGGAUCAUCAAGUCAUGACAAAUGAUAAAGUCAAGCCUGUGAGUACACAAAACAAGUUUCAAACCAACUUUACUUCAGUCAUCCCAGUCAACCUAGUCAGCCCAGAUUCUGGGUGCAACACCAACAAUGACACUCCUUUCUCUGGAAAAGAGAAAUUUGAAGCAGCUUACUACAGCUCUGAGAUGUUCAACUUCUUCGAGAUAAAACUUUAUCGAAAUGAUCUACUCAGCACUAUAGAUGCUCCAGCUUCAGCUGAUUCAUUUGUUUUAUUCUCACUUCUGCCCAUCGAAUCACAACGAAAGAUUUGGUUCCACGUUUUGCCCCCACCAGAUAGCAACGUUUGGGCUCUGUGCCAAGUAAGAUAUUGGGACAAUUGUUCCAAGGCGGCGGUUUCUAUCGAGAAUGAUCUUUCGUCAAUUAGUCUCACUGCGUUUACAUUCCUAUAUGCUCUACAAUAUGUAUGCCGUACGGCAAGAGAGAUAUUCUUGAAGCACUAUAGUCACUUCAAAUUUGAUGGUAUCAAUAAGAAAAUCCGUGAUCCCGAGGAUGAAGAUGACGAUAAUUACCGAAAGCCGACAGUGAUAGCAAAAUCUGGUGGUAUAUGGUUCGAUAUGGAGGUGGAUACCUUAAAUCUCUCAAACAUAUAUAUGCUUUCAAAGCAUACGAAUGUUGACGGCUUUUCUUUGAUCUUAACAGCGCUGAGAUCUUUGACUAUAGAUAUGAUCGAUAUAAUCGAUAUGCCUUGGCUGAGUGUAGCCGAACGACAUAUGGACAUAUUCUGGACAGGAUUAGAAAGUCAAUGCCCUGCACUCGAACGACUCAAUAUUGUACUCAAUAAUAUCCGUAGAUUCCCGCGUCUUCAGCAUUUGACGGAACUUCCCCCGAACAUCGAUUUCAGGAUUUUAACGAAGUGUAUAUUUCUUGGAGUGGCUCGGCCAUAUCAUGGACUUAUUAUGAAUCCUCACAAUAUUGAACAAUUGCGAAACGGUCAGUGGGUUAACCCACGGAUCCAUUCGGAUAAGAUUGAGGGGGAUAUCCAGAUGAGUCGCGAGUUGUGGGAAACUCACAGUUCGAAGGUAGAGCAGGCGAACAUGGAUUAUUGGAAAAAGAUUGAUCUUAGGCCAGUAUGGAUGGUUUAUAUUACUUCAUUUUAUGCCGAUCAUGUUAGGAGGGGGGUAAUUCCGGGACCCUUUAUGGCGGUUCAAACGAGUGGGAACCCAACGCUUUUUGUAAGAUGUAAUGAGGAUGGAUCAUUGCUCGGUGAAUAUGACUACUUCAAGCAGCUUUUUGAUGAAGAAGACGAGAAUAUUAUGGAACCCCUCGAGGAGGAACCCUUCGAGGAGGAACGCCUCAUUGUUAUUGGCGACGACUAA